CUCAACACUAGCGUUAUGUCCUCCUGUGUUGUGGAGAUGUCUAAGCCGAGGAAACUAACAUAGCUUCCAUCAAACAACAAAUUCAAAACAUUCUGUGAACGGAAUAAAAGGCACAGGACAUGGACAUCUUAAAUAGGGCAGUGGGUGAAUUGAGGUCAAGUCCUGAGGGUGGGACUGCGGAGAGUGACCCAAAGCCCAGGGUCCCGUCUGAGGAAUACCCCAAGUCCUCUCCUGCGGCCGGUGCGUCAGAGAACUACACCCAUGUUGACACAUUUGGUAAGGGCACACAAUUCAGCACCCCUAAAGAUGCAGCGCCUCACCCGGGGGACCUAAAAGAAGCAACAAGUGCACCACACUUCCCAGACACAUUUAAGCUGAAGUGCAGUCCUUCCACUGAGCCGGUUGCUGCCAAGGGCACAACACCUGUACCCACAAACAAAGAGCACGAUGGCAGCACCUCGCCCGCCAAAGGGAAGUCUCCAGAUCCCAAGGCUGCUGUUGGCAUUAAGAAAGAUGCAAAGGCUGCUGGCGUCACCACAGGCGCAAAGAGGAAUAUUCCUGCCAAAAGGAAUCGAAUGGACCCGCUGAAGCUGGACAUGACAAAACCCACAGUUAUGCCUCUCACUUCCUCCCAACUCUCUCUGCAGUGUCUUGAGUGCCACAUCAUUUUCAGCGAUGACAAGAGCAAGCAGCGGCACCUCAAGAUGAGCCACCCAGCGGAGUAUGAGCAGUGCAUGCUGGGAGAUUCUCUGUUCGCCUGCUACGUCUGCGACCGGCAUUUCGCCAACUCCACCGAGCUCAUGGCACACCAGCGAACUCACACAGAAAAGCGGCCUUUCAAAUGCCUCCUCUGUGGGGAGGCGUUCAAGAGAUCAUCGGAACUCACCACGCACAAGAAGAUCCACUGUAGCAGCCAGGGGUACAAAUGCUCAGACUGUGGCAAAACCUGCAAGACCUUGACUCUGCUCAAAUAUCACAGCCGCACACACACUGGGGAGAAGCCAUACGUGUGUAAAGAGUGCGGCAAGAGGUUCAGCAUGCCCAAAGCACUGCAAAGACAUAUAGAGACCCACACACAGGACGAAGGGGAAGAAAACGGUGAUGGGACAAAUGCUCCUACAAAAUUAAAGAAACAGAAGAGCAACGGUCCAUCAGAAAGGAAAUACUCAUGUCCACAGUGCAAAGCCAUGUUUAAGACGGAGAAGACACAACUUCACCACAUUAAGUUCAAACAUUCGCAGAACAAAAAUAUGCCUCCUGGCCGUGCUCUGGUCAAACAGCAUCAACUCAAUCAAGGACCACCGCCACCUUUACUGACCCAUGGAACAAUAAGUCAAACACCAAUCCUUCGGCUACACUCUAGUGGACAGACACCACAAUGUAUUGAGCCGGAGCAAAUUAAGAGACUCAUAGAGUCACUUGGAAACGUUCAAAAGGUGAAUCAGCUAGUCAUAUAUGGAUUGGAGCCAGUGUCAUUUCAGUCACAGACUAUGAAUCUGCAGCCAUUGCCGGGUGUUGUUCAGCCAAUCAGAUUCGACAUGACGCAGAUUCCUUCUGUGGAGUUAAAGCUGGUGACUGAAGAUUCAGAUCAAGCCAAACAACACAUUGAAUCCACAGGACCAGAACUGAAUGGGGGACAAGGUGAGACCAAUGCUCAUUCAUCCGUAGAGAAAAUAACUCAGUCAGAUGGACUAAUGCAAGACCACACAGGACCUGUUGAAUCAGAGACCAGUCAGUCUCAAACAGUGGAGUUAGAGCAAAUAUCUGAAAGUACAGACAAAGCAGGUGAAACUGCUUGCUCAGUUGAAACGAUAGUGAGUGGACCCAUUUCGUUCAACCAUACAGUUGAGACUGAACAAGAUGGUGGACAAAUACAGUUGCUUGAAUUGCAUCAGUCAUCCUCCCUGAUUCCAACCACUGAGCUUGAAAAUGAAAACAGACAUAUGGUGUCCCUCCAGGAAGAAGUAGUAAAAAUGCAAUAUAUGACCCCAGGUGACACCCUGUCACUUGUAGCCACAGAAGGUUUACAGCAGACAGAGGAACAAGUUGUUACUUUGACACCAGUGGAAACACAGAUUGUCACUUUGGCAUCAACUGAAAGACCUGAAGACUCAAAGAAUUAUGCUGGAAAUGCUUGUGAGCAGGAUGUUGGACAGCCACAUCUGAAAUCUUCUGAUGAACUUAAGGGUGGCAUGGAACAAACAGAGGGGAAUGCACAUGAGUUUAGUUCAGAGAUACACUUGAGUGAGGAGAUAUCAGUUCAUACUCAGCCAUCUAUACACGACUCAGACAUAGCUGAGACACACACUCAACCAUCUAGAUAUGAAUCGGACACCGCUGAAAUUAUUACAGUCAAGCAGAAACCUCGAAGUCGAGUGACCACAAAGUUGCCUGAACCAAAGAAGCUCAAGAAGGGGAGACCUGCAAAGAAAACAAGCAAGAAAGCUAAAUCUAAGAGGCAAAUUUCAGAUAACCCUUUGAAACAACAAACUGGCCAUAAUGGUGCAGUUGUCAUCACACAGCAGAAAGUGUCAGCUCCACAUCCUCCAGAGUUCAUGACGACCCAACAAUCAAAAACAAAAGGUCAUGUUCUGAUGCAGUUUGGUCUUAAAAACAAUAAAGAAAAACUCUCUAAAACAAUGGGGCCUUCUAAGAAAUCAAAAAAGAGGGAUGAUGUUAAACUACAAGAGAAAGGUGACUCCCGGCAGAAAAAAACAGAGGGAGACGGAGCAGGGAAAAUAAACAGCUCUGAAAAUAAAACUCAAACAGAAAUACUUAAUAAACCACAGGAUCAAGAACAACAAGGGUCGCAGGUAGAAGAGUCAAAAUCACAGGUGAAGUCUAGGAAAAGAAAAUUUAAAAUUCACAAACUUAGUAACAAUAGUCUGACUGAGAAAGAGGGGAUUUCAGUACCUCUACCUAAAAGAAAGAAGCAGGAAAAAAAUAAAAAGCCAAAGGCCCUUAAAAGGACAAAGAAAGAGAAUGUAAAGAAGAGCUUAAACCUGAAACUGCAGGAGAAAGAGGAAACCCCUGAGACUGUAUCUCCUAAUCAAGUCAAGGCAGAUGUCCUGCUUCUACUGAAGGGACACAAACAGCCACAGCUGAAAGUUCACAAACUGGAUGCUCCUAUAGCACAGCUAGAGCUAGUGCCUUCAUGUCCAUCCUCAGUUGCUUCCAUGGAGGAGACUAAGAAGACUCCAAUGAAACAAACAGAAGAUCAUAAAAACAAGGUAACCAAGUCCAAGAAUCCAAAAAGGCCAAUCCAGGCAUUUGUAGAGUCCCCAUCUUCACCUAAUGUCAAGAGCUCAUCCCUGCACAAAAAGGUAAAGGCAGGUCGAAAAAGAAAGACCACAAAAGCUGAUGGAAACAUAGCACCAACCUCCCAUUCCUCGAUAUGUGAUUGUGGGGCGAACUUUUCUGAUGUGUCCGCCUUACAGGAGCAUAUGGCAGCUGUCCACUCUGGUGAAACACGUGGACACUGUGGCAAUUCAAAUGGCAUACUGUCUGAGGAUCAUGUCAAGACGUCUGUAUCAAAUGAAGAACAACCUGUUUGUCCCAAAACGCUUGGUCUAGCAACAGACUGGGAUGCUGAGACAGAGAUGGUGGAAUUAGGUCUUGGGGAUAGAGAGGAAGAAAGAGUGUCUUUUCCAGCUCUCAGCCCAUCUCCAUCUCUACCUCAUGCAUCCACAUUAGUGGAAGGUGAAUGUGAGGAGGCGCAAAAAGAUGCCAACAGAGUCACCACAGAGAAACGGUUGAAAGUGUUCUCUUCUGGUUCUAAAAGAAGCAAGCCACUACAGAGAAGUGUCUGUCUAGAAUCUACUCCAAUGUGUCAGACCCCUUCACAGGAACUCUCAACAUGUUCGUCAGAGCCAGAACAGGUGACAAUCCCUAAGGUCCAAAAGAGGUCACCAAGGCCAGGCAAACAUCAGAAAGCAACAAGUGACCUUUUAGAGACUGGUGAUAAAGUGUCAGAGAUACAGGAGGUGGGUGAUAAGAUUAAGAGCAUUUGUCAGUCAGAUGGGACUGUUGAGGAAGACAUGAAAGAUGACUUGCCUCUAGAUGUUAACUUAGUCACUGUUGAAGAUGAAGAUCAGCUUGUCACCUCUCAGGACAUUGACUCAUCAGAAAGCUUUCAGAAAGAUGGUCAGAUAACUAGUGAAUUACGAGUGAUACCAAGCCAUCAGAAUUUCCCAAACUUGAAUGAGCCCAACCUUGAAUGUCCUACAAAUAAAAAGAAUCUUGAACUUGUGGUGGAUUUGAAUUCAAACAUAACUACUGCAGUGAAAGAUUCCUCCACUGACCCUCCAGAGAUCAAAGAAGAGGAUGUAGAAAUGGCAGUGCACACAGAGGAGAAGACAUCUGGACAGAACAGGAGCAAUACGACAAGAGGUAGAAAGAGGGGAGGCGGAAGAGGCAGGCGAGGAACUGGGAAGAAGAGGAACACUGGGAGAAGACCGGUAGCCAACCAGGAGUCUUUGAACGACAAUCCAGACGAAUGCCAGAUAGUCUACCAGCUCUAUCCAGUGGCUGCUGAUUCUAAUACAUCUGUGGAGGAGAAUGGGCCUCAGGUUUGCACUAAUCCUCCCAGAUCUGACAUGGCAGAAUCGCAAGAGGAUUCCUCUGAGGAGCAGGUGGUGUUUGAACUGGAGUCGGUCACUACAAGUGUCGAUAUCGUAAAAUCGGAAGGGGGACUGGACAGUCAAGACAGAACAGAGGGAAGUUCGCCAGGCAUUCUCCUAGAAAAGUUUCUCACAUCGCGAGGGAGCGGGAGCAACAAAGAUUCUAACAUGGUGGCGUGUGACUCUACGAAUGUACCAAACAACGGGGCCAGCACAGACCAUAGAACCACCACAUUGCCUUCGCUGGGGACAUCAGCGUUGUUGAAUGUUAAGGAAGAGGACCAGUCUCAACCUGUGAUGCCACCAGUGCUAUCCCUAGAGGGAGCCGAUGCCAGGACUCCUCUCAUAAGUCGCUCACUCUCUAAUGAGCAACAGCUGGGUGUGCAAAUGUUUGUGGUGAAGGAGGAGGAUCCACUCGUUUUGAAUGAGCCUCAAUUUAUUCAACAACCCACCAAUGGUAAAAAGAGUCAUCUCUGUACUAGCACACUUGCAGCCUCAGACCCACCAGUGGAGUGCAGUGUGGCAGAAAAAGCAAUUGGGGCGACCACUCGAACAGUACAUCAACCCAUUGCCAAGCAGUGUAUUUUCUUUCCAGUAAAAGAGGAGGACAGAGAGUUGCUGCUGGAUCUUCCACAGAGAGCUGAAAAUCAGAGCAACCCUGGAGUGGAAGAGUGUGAUGACAUCUGUGAGAUAUCAACCCAACAUGAAACACAAUGUGUGGACAGUGCCUUUGAAAAUGAUGAUAUGGGAGCUGACCAACACAACACUGAGGAACUUUUAAAAUUCCUUCAGCAGAGUUCUGAUAUAGAACACAGUGGAUGCAUUGAUUCAAAACCAGAAGCAGAAACCCUUGCCAUGUCCUGUUACCAUGGUAGCAGAAGCAGUGGCUCAGCAAAUCCGCCUGAUAGAUCAAGCCAGGAAGCUGAUCAUAGGAAUGAUAACAGGCUCUCUCAGAAUUGUAUUAGUUCACAAAAUGGUCAAAGGAAACCAAUUGACUACUUCACUCAGUAUUUUGACAGGAAGACGUGGCAGGAUGUUGCCAACAUCACUGCUAAAGCAUCUAUAAUGUCAAGUUCAGUCACGGCCAAAGAGGUGUCUCAGUUUGUUGGGAUCCAUAUCGCCAUGGGGACCUUACAGUUUCCUAGCACAAAGCUGUAUUGGGAGGACUACACUCGAGUUGCCCUUAUUGCUGACGCCAUGUCAUCCUCCAGAUUCUCAGAGCUUCUCUCAAAACUAAGGCUUGCAGAAGAAAGCAGUUCCACGCAGCCUCAAGGGAAAGACAAUGUUGUGUCUGCUAACAGCAGUGUACACCAGUCCAGAGAUCAUGAUUCACAAGUGUCAGAAACUGCAGAUGGACCACAUAAAACUGGACAAACAUACAGUACACAGUGUCUAUUGGAAACUGACCCACUUAAUAGAGUCCGUGUGUUGAUGGAAAAAGUUCAAAAAGCAUGUCAGGGUCUAAAGCAAGAGGGGAACCAUGGAGUCAGCCAGUACCCACUGCGGUUACUGCGAACCACAGCGAAUGUCGCCCACUCGCUACAUCAUACAGUCAUGCUGAGUACAUGUGGUUUGGUGGUGGACUUCAACUUGAGCUUGGAUGACUCUGACCGAGAAGAAACUGUUAAGCACAUGGUCCUGUCUGGUCAAAACAGUAGAGAAGGGAUGGUGUUUCUCUGCAAGCCUGAACUCUCCUCUCCCUCCAUGCUGGAGCAGCUUCUAGAGGCUGGUGUACCAAGUGCUGGUAAAGUUGGCGGGGCGAGGGGACAAGUAGGUGAUGAGUUUGUCAGCUCAGAUGGCAAACUGAAACUAUUUCGAUGUCAUCAUGGUUUCAUCCUCUCUGCUGCUGUGAAGGGACGAUCACGUUCGACAUCUCUAGUCAGUGGCUUUGAGCGGGCACUUAAAGCAGCCAAGCUCAACCGAGAUUUGCGCAAUGCUUACCGCACGCCUUGCCUAUCGUUGUCUCCCGCAGCCUGGCCACUGUCUGUUCUGUGGCACCUUACAGAUCUUGCACUGGUGAACUCUUGGCUGCAGUAUAGGGGUGACUGCUCUGAUGAACAGGAACCGUUGUCCCUCAUGGCAUUCCGACUGGAGGUCUCCAAAGCACUGAUUCUCUUAAGCAGCGCUGAUGCCCAGGAUGCAACUCCUCCCCAUCCACCGGCUCCAGAGAGACCAGAACAGGGCUCAGUUCCAGGGUCUGCCUCCGUUUUUGAGACACCGCUUCCAGACACAGCCGUACGGUACGACGGCGUGGGCCACUGGCCAGAACAAGUAGCCGAAGGAGAGGGAGCCAGGUGUCGAUUUGGGGGAUGUGAUCGGACAUCUCAAGUGCGGUGUCUGAAGUGUUGUGUGUUUCUGUGCAUCUCGCGCAAUCACAACUGCUUUCUCAAAUUCCACAGCCAAGGGACUGUAUGAGCUGGUUCUGUGUUGAUUUAGCAAUGUGUGAAUGUUUGUGUUUUAAUUUUCCGGCAUGUCUCAUACUUGUUUUGCCAUGUGCAGCCAUGUAAGGAAACAGAUGUUUUCCAUUUAACAAUGGAACAAAAAUGAAAAGGAAAAUGAAGGAAAAAGGGUUUACUCUUGUAUUUUGCAUAUAAUGAUUGAUUGAAUAGGAAUAGGUGUUUGUAAUUAUUUUAUUUAUGUAGGCCCACCGCCAAUGGUCCAUUAAUUUAUUUAUAUUUUUUAUACAUUUGUUGUGAAAAGAGCCAUAAGGUCUGAAUGUGUUUUUGAAUGUUCAAGAAAAAUGUGUUUCCUGUGACUACAGCACAAUAUUGUGAAAUUAAAUAAUUAUGU
Messenger RNA from Sardina pilchardus (European sardine), 7409 nucleotides. RefSeq lists its product as uncharacterized. The record is from RefSeq and is a predicted model, not a curated record. NCBI's taxonomy places the organism in Eukaryota, Metazoa, Chordata, Actinopteri, Clupeiformes, Clupeidae. The transcript is spliced from 10 exons. Bases 120 to 7034 code for a protein of 2304 amino acids.